AUGCCACACGGGAACUGGCCUCUUAAUGGGUCACUCUGUAGCGAGUCACUCACUGCGAUUCUGCUUAUCGGCACGAAUCUUAAUCAUGCCUCCAACUGGCUGGCUCCACGUGGCAUCACGAGUCCAUGUCGCCUCUUCGGCGUUCUUCCCCUUCUAGUGGUAACCGCGCAGUUCCUCUCGCUCAUCGCCGUCGCCAACGCUACCGUGCCGACAUGCGCCAGCCUCGCCGCUCAAGCUCCCUCCUUGAACCUCCUGCGCAAUGCGGGCUUCGAGGAAGCUUCCAUUGCAGCGGACUGGCCAUCGCCCCUGUCGGCCUGGGUGCCGCUCGUCCCCGGCGCAGCAGCGCAGCAGGGGCAGGUGGCGGGGGUGGUACAGGGGGAGGGGGGAGGGGGCGGGGAGCUUCCGCCCGGGGACCUGUCCGUGGCUGCUGAGGGCGGUCGGUUCGUGCGCCUGCAGCCCAGCGACGGCUGUGGCGGCACCGGUGGCGAGCUUUGGGGCAGCGGGGCGAGCGAGAGGGAAGGGGCCGUGUGGCCCGUGCAGGGACUGGGGCAGCUGCUGUGUAUAGCGGAAGGCGGAGAGCAGCAGCAGCAGCAGCAGGGGGAGUUUUCGCUGUAUUUCUAUGCAAGGGCACGCGAGUGCGUGAUGGACAUGUUGCCUGUCUCUGGAUUGCGGCCCAUGCGAGCCAUGAUCGUCGCCGUGCCCCUGUCAACCACGGCCGGCAGCACUGGCAGCAGCGUGGACGAAGCCGAGCUGGCGAGGGCGUUAGCAGGCGCUAUGAGCAGCGGAGCAGCAGACAUGAUGGUGCUGCAUGAGUGGACCGUGGGCGUUCCCUGCCGUAACAACUCCUACUCGCUCUCGGGCCUCAUGCCCUGGCGCCAGCACGGACCCUACUCCUUCCACCUCCCUCCCUCCCCCGCCUCCGCCGCUGCUCUAUCCUUCCCGGCGCAAGGCGUGGCGCUGCACCUGGUGCUGCUGGAGGGCAGUGCGGCGGACAGCAGCUCCACGCCCUCUGCUGCCACUGUGGAACUGCCUGUUCUCGCUCCCUUACCUCCGAUCGUGCCUGGGGGUGCGUCUGUAGCAUCAGCAGCAGCGGUGGAAGGCGGGGAGCUCACGUCAGCGGCAGCGGCAGCGGGGAACAUCGAUGUGGAUCUGAUCACGGUCGCUCCCAGAGGCACAGGCCAUGCGUCCGUGCACCCCGCGGGUAUUCCCUCGCUGGCUGCGAACCAGACGCUGCAUGCGUGGGUGGCCUACAACGCCACCGCCUCGCUGCUCUCCGUGCUCCUCUCCUCCUCGCCCGCCAUGCCCCCCUCCGCCCUCCUCUCCCUCCCCUUCAACGCCUGUGAUCUCUUUCACUCUGCUUCGGAGAACGGCGGGGAGGGGGAGGCGGUGUUGGUGCAAGUGGGGUUUGCAGCGGGCACGGGGCUGCUGCCGCUGCACACUCAGACGCACGACAUCCUCUCCUGGUCCUUCCAGGUGGAUACCCAAGGUGAGCGGGGGAGUGGCAGGCAGGCGGAAGGGCAGUUGCGCGGGGAGGUUUGCAGCUGCACACUCUCCUGGGCCUUCCACGUCGACAACCACAGUGAGUGGAAGGAGGCGGAGGUGGGGUGGGGCAAGUGGGGGAAGGGUUGGUGUGGUGUGUCACGUGUCAUAUGUUCUCCUACCCAUUCUCUAGGCGUCUCAGAAGUAGUGUGUGGUUCUCCUCUCCUACUACCAGAUCCCUCUGCUCAUCUGCCCCCUCCCCCUUCGCUUCAACCUUACUCACUCCACUAUUUCUUUCCUUCCUCACUUUCUUUCCCCUUGUGCUCCCUGCGCCCCUCCUUCUUCCCCCCCAAUUCAUCCACUCCGCUUCCCCCUCUCCCAGCGCCGGCUCCUCUACCCCUGUGGCAGCAGCCGUCACUCUCCUUCCCCUUCCUCACGCAAGGCGCGCGCUUCACUGCCUGGGGAUCAACUCGCCACACCUUCUCCUCGCUGCAACUCACCCCAGGCAACGACGAGGAGGAGACAGGCGCCGCCUUCUUCCCCCUCCCCCUGCCCCUGCUCUCGCUCCUCCCCCCUCCUCCCCCCCGCAAGGGGAAGAAUGGCGGAAAAUCUGAUGCUUUGGUGUGCAAGGCUCGAUCCUUCACCUCGUGGUUUGCGUUUGAUCUCGACGGGAGAAUGACAAACGGGUUUGGGGUAGUCUUUGUGCUAAGUACUCAACCAGGGCUGGGGCAAGGAGGGACGGACAUGGGGUAUGGCCGCGACGCGCAAGGGAGGGAUGCGAAUGGGACGUGGGCAGAUGGAGGGAGGAGUGUGGCUGUGAUGUUUGAUGCCUUUAGCGGCCUUGACCCUAACCAUGACGUUAACAAGGAUGUGGCGAUUCUCUCCGUUCUCACUGACUUUAACGUGACUCAGCGCCUGAAUUCUUCGUCUCAGAAGAGAUACUCUUCAUCCUCGUUAUUGUACAGCAUGAGGGUGGACUAUACGGCUGCCACUAAGACUCUGGAGGCAGUGACUUAUAACGGGGCACAGAGGAGGGGGGGUGUGAAGCUGACUCUUGACCUGUGCUCUGUGUUCUAUGAUGGCAAUAGCAGCAUUGCAGGAGUGAUUCCGGUGUUCGCGGGUUUUAGCAGUGCCAGCACGCUUGCGUCUGUUCAGGCGAUCAAAGCUUGGACCUUCCGAUUCACAGACGUCAACCCAUGCACCGCAUGGGACGUGAAUCCAUGCGGUGCUGGCAGGUGCACUGCGGUGCGGUCAGCAGCCACCGGCACAUACAGCAGCACGUGCUCGUGCCCUCUCAGCCAGCCCAGCUACAAGCUCCCCCAAAUGCCCGCCUUCCAAACGUGCCACAAUGUGAGCAAUUCCGCUGCUCGAGUGCCAUUCUUCCCAGCACCCCCCGGCCUCACGUGCCCUCUGCUCCUAGACAUCUUUGACCUCUCGCCUCAAGAGCUGCUGGAGAGUAACAAGGGCAUGGCAUGUGAAAAACCCAUAUCGCGUGGGUUGAUAGUCAACGUGUCGGCUUCUGCCAACAAGAGCUGCAGCAGCAUGUACAGCACCAACCAGGGGGACACGUGCAUGUCAAUAGACAGCCUCCUUGCCACCAACAUAACACACCUAAACCCGCAUGUGUGUGGAGAACAGCACCAAGUUGCGCACCUACCCCGUGGCGGCGUGCAUGGCGCACAAGGCUCUCGAGUCGGACCUGCACACGUGCCAGCAGGCCGCCACGUUCGGCAACGGGCGGGGGCGCAUGGGCUACUCCAAGAUCUUCCGCAUCAACGCCGCUCUCUACUGCGACCACCUGCUGCCCGGUGCUGCUGGCUGGGACGACUCUGUUCUCAGCACG
Messenger RNA from Closterium sp. Naga37s-1, 3322 nucleotides. The record is from the annotation of a GenBank genome assembly. NCBI's taxonomy places the organism in Eukaryota, Viridiplantae, Streptophyta, Zygnematophyceae, Desmidiales, Closteriaceae.